AUGGGACAAAUUUUAGCAGCAAAUAGUGAAAUUGACAUUUCUCAGCCAGUUACACAAGUAGGAAAGCUUUUAACUGAAUGUAAAUUAUAUAUAGGAAAAUGACGAGACACCUUAGAUGUCUUUAAACGUUUUUGGCGAAUUCCAAGUACUUAUGGCUUCUUUCUAUCCAAAAAUAAAUUAAAAGAGCUUACAGUUGAGUCUCCAAUUGACGGUCUGGAGCAUCAAAUAUUCUCAUUAUUUUCUAAGCAUUUUAAUCAACUUUUUUGUCUUCGUUCAUAUAAAUUUAGCUUAUUUUAUAAGAAAAAUAAGAUAUUUAAAAUAUUCCCAGCUAAUAAAUUAUUAUAAUGGACUAUAAAGGAACCCCUCCAAGAAUAAACGCACUCGAAUUUUUAUGCGCUAUAGUAAUUUACGGGAAAAUUUCUUGAGAACAAAAAGUGAAGCUUAUUAUGAGACUAUUUGACAAUGACAAUGACAGAGCAUUGGUUCGUGACGAAAUCGUCAUUAUGCUCAAUUCAUCAUUAAAUUCUAUAUCUUGCAUGACAAAAUCCCCAAUCCCAUCAAAUAAAUUAUCAGUUGCUAUAGCAGAUCAAUUGAUGUCUCAAUGUUCAUCUCAGUCUUGAAUAUCUACAGAUGAGUAAAACAUAUUUAGGCUAUUAUUUUGGACUCAUAACACACGAGAAGUUUAUAACUUAUUACACUCAUAUGAAAACCUCACAACACCCACUAUAGUGCAGCUUCCACCUUUGCUAUCACCAAUUAAAACUCGUAGCCUUACCCCUAAUAAGAAAGUAUCAAAACCUAUAGUAACUCCGAAGCUAAAUAUAAAAAAUCUUACCCCUAUAAGGCAAAUGAUGCCCAAACAAAAAUCAAUGACAGAAAGAUUUAUCAAAAAGCCAAAAGAAGUCUAUAUCUUAGUUAAUGGCGAAGUCUUUACCAAAAGUUGAGCCCUUGAGUUGAAGAGAACUUUUAAAAAAUUAGAAAAUUUUAAGCACGAAGUUAAUACGCAAGCAUUUGGAGCAGUAUUAAGUAAUAUCCCACUGUUAGAAUCCUAUGCCAAUAUUAUUGAAGACAUGUCAAUAAUCCAUGAGCAAGCAAAUUUUCAAGAAAUUUUAGAAGUUUGUUGCGGAGGGGCUACAAGUGACCAAAUAAAAGUUAUUAUGGGAUGAAUUGAAGAAAAUGAAGCAAAGAUGCAGGAAAAAAUAAGGGAAAAGGCUCAAAGAGAAGCGAUGAAAAAAUUAAGUGAGCCUAGCAUAAGAAACUUAAAAAGGCUGUUUGAGAUUUAUGAUAUAAAUCGUGAUGGAUUUAUUGAUUAUGCUGAAUUAGUUGAAUGCUUCAAGCACAUUAUAGAAGAAGAAUAUCUAGAAAAUGUAUUGAGAAACUUCGAAAGGGAUCAUGAGAAAUUAUUUGAUGUUCAAGAGUUUAUUAGAAUUAUGGCACCUAUGUUUUCAGAUAUUAUACUAUAG
This is a messenger RNA of Blepharisma stoltei, 1463 nucleotides long. The record is from the annotation of a GenBank genome assembly. Lineage: Eukaryota; Ciliophora; Heterotrichea; Heterotrichida; Blepharismidae.